CACACACACACUCAUGCAAACAUACAUACAACUGAUUUUUGGAGGUUAAUUUUACUGCGCUUUACAGAAUUGGAUUCUUAUUGAAAGAAAUACAAAGUCUAAGACACCCAAGAAUGUCAUCGGCACUAUAUUGUAAUAGUAGAUACAUUAUGUACACAAAUUGUCGCAGGCUGAAUGUCGUCACCGCAGUUAUUAAAAAGAACAAUAAUAAUACCGAACUUGCAAAGUGUAGCCGGAAAUUCGCAGUGAAUGCGGUUUUACCUUGUCGAAUACUGUCAACGCGUCGUUAUUUCAGCACUCAACAAAAUGAAACUAUUAAAAGGACCUAUAUUCCGCUUAUGGACUUUCCUGCAGAACCUGAGGCGGGAAUCUUCCAACUGCUUAAAUGCCUUCUAGCCUUCAAAUUCGGUAUUUCUAGAAUCGACCAAGAAUUUGACUUAAAUGAAUUCAUAAACGGUUCACAACAAGCUGUAUGCGUUGUAUCAAACGCUUUGGCUAGAGAAGAUUACGAAAGCUUGGACGGCCUCGUUACUCCGGACGCUAUAGAGAUUCUAAAAGGCAAUAUAUCCCGAAUGAGCGAGGAACAAAAAGCAGAGAUUGCCCUGGACAGUAAAGAAUUCCUAUUCUGUUUUCCUAGCACCGUUAAUAUCCGGGAUGAUGAAUCAUCAAAGAUUGUCGAAAUACUGAUGGUAUACCAUUUUUUACGAAAUUGGAAAGGUUUACAAGAGCCCGGUGAAAUUGCAGAAUCAACAUCCCCGAUGCAACGGCUACAAAUGACGCAUGCAGCAAUGAUGGACCCGGAUUAUGCAUUGCAUGCUAUUGUUUGUAACUACAGAUUUGUCAGACACUAUGGACAUAUGGAUAGUACAUGGCUUAUUGAUUUAGUUAAUCAAUUCAGACUGUGUGAUGUGAAGAAAUGAAUGGUUUAAUAGUUGCAUAUAGCAGUGAAGUUAUCGAUCAAGAACUGUUUAUAAGAUUGGAAAUGCUACUUGAUACAUUUUUGUUUACAGCCAUUAAUUUGUUCAAUUGCCAUUUUCAACACAGAUAUAAUAAUUAUUUACAUCUGCGAUAACUGAAGUAAGUUAUUUUAAUUUUUGUCAUGUUAAUAAAUAUAUUCUCAAGUAUAAGACUGCUCUUUUGAUAUUGAGCACUUGCCUUGAUUGAUAUGCAGAGCACUAUCUGACUUAUAGAUUUUUAUAACAACUUUGCCCUCAGCAUUCCAAGGGAAAGAAGUUAUGAAGUGACACCAUUUUUCCACAAUUCUGCAAGCAUGUUUUCACCACAGAACAUACGUAUAAAGAAUACGAUUGUCUAUAGAAAAAAAGCCUAAUUCGUGUGUAAUUGCAAUCUAACUUAAGAUCAAGUGUGUAAAAUAAAUAAAACCGAAAAUACGACCAUUUGAAUUAGGGUGUACUCUCGAUUUUCAGCAAUAAUUGUUGAAAUGAGUGGGAAAAAGAUAUGCAAAAAAAGCAUGCCUCAUUUGAACUGAAAACUUUGUUUCUUAUGCAUAUGUUUUAAAUUGAAAACUUUGCAGAUUCAAAAUUAUUAUUGGCUUAUUCAGGGUUUUUGCCUCUCAGUAAAUUUUAAUGUAAAUGAUAAAAUCUAUUACUAUCUCAAGGUCGGCUGUCACUUGCGUAUCCGUUUCAUAUACGUGAAAUUUCAAAUUUUUCAUUUUCUAGUUAAAAAAAUAUUGUUUUACGGCAUUUAUAUCGGACUAACAUAAGACCAUCCAAUUAAUUGAUUAAUCGAUUAAAGGGGAUCUACGAUUAGUCACUUUUCUAUUAAUUGAUUAAUCGGUAGUAAUAGUUAACCGACUUUUUUAGAUUAAUCGAGUAAUCGGAAAGACAAUUGAACAUGCCCUUGAUCAAGACUGAAAUAGAUGCUUAAUGAAACGAAGGAAUUAAACUUUGUAUAAGUUUGUUAUUAUUAAAAGUUCACCAACUAGCUUUUGGUUCAAAGGUUGUACAUUGCAAAGCCUUAAUGUUACUGAUUUUGAGAUUCAACGAAAUCGUAGUGGGCAGUUUUCAGAGUGCUCUGAACAACAAAAUUGUAACAACGAUUUUUUAAUUGUUUCUGUCGCAUUGCUUUAUUAAAUGUUUGAAUCUGUACAAGAUGUCGAGUAGGCACAAAUUUGGAGGAAUUUAAAAUUACUUUGAGCUCAGUUAUGCAUACUUUAUUUGAACUAUUCCCUAAUUUUUGUUAACACUGUAAAUUUUUCCAAAACUGAGUCAAUUUAAUGAGAGUACCUGAUGACCUGUAUACGAGGUAUUCCAUGCGAACUCGACAAAUGAUCUUUUUGCACCAUUUUUUGUUCAUAAUUUUUCAUACGAUUGUCCUGAUUCUGAAUAUGAUUCCUGAAUUAUUUACGAUUUUUAUUGUAAACCGUUAUGUUUUUAUAGAUUGUUAAAGGUGAAAUAAUGUGAUUUGUAUAAAUUUCAAACAAAUUCUCAAAAAUUUAUCGAUCAAAGACGAUUGUUUAGGUCGUUUGAAAAGAUUCUGGAAACCAGUAACACCACAUUCACGAAUUUUUACUUUUUUGAAAUUGGUGUAAUAAAUAUUUAAAAAAAUAGUUUCCACUUUGGGAAAUGGCUAAAAUGAUCGUCUUUGGUCGAGGAAUUUUUGAGAAUUUUUUUGAAAUAUUCAACAAUGGCAUAUUUUUUAACUUUAACAAUUUGUUACAUUCUCCAGAUCUCAUGUUCCCCUCUCACUGUUUUAUAGUCACAUUACACCCUGUAUCCUCUCCUUAUCUUCAUCCAGCUGCCUUGGUUUCUGCACCGAGUUAGCAGGUUCAUCUCUAAACUGUAACUAGCGAGUAUCCUACAUUUUCUAAACUCGUCACUUUCAUCCUAAUUUUAGCAAGAGUCACUUAUAAAUAUAUCUCUCCAUGCCAAUUGAAGACCUUUCCCUAAGAUGACUCCUUUACAUUGACCACUGUUAUAAUUCAAUUAUAUGAUCAUUAAUAAUAAACAAAUUAUACCAUUUGAAUUAUCUACCUUCCUUAAAACCGAUCCCUUCCUUCUUCUAUCAUUUCCUGCAUUGGGAGUAGCGGCACAUAAAUGUCUAAUUGACGUGUAUGAACCCCAAAACAGCCAAAUAACACCUUGGCUAGGCGUAGAUUAGAUUUCAGUAGCUACUCAUCGAAGUCUACACGAUUUACCCUCUAACAAGUUUAUAAAAAAAUAAUGGUUUGCGAGAAAUAUCUGAAAUAAUUAAAAACUUUUCAGUCAAGACAAUAGUAUAAAAAAUUAUGAACCAAACCAACAAUGGUAAGGGAAAAUCAUUUGUUGAGUUGGCAUGGAAUACCCCAUACACUACUGCAAUUUUAUAAUAUAUGCAUAUAUUAAAUUUAAUUACAUUGUUAAUAUCAUCUGUACAUAAUCUUUGAAUUUAAUAAUGUUAUUUUCAAUUGGUCAUAACUCAACAGAUAUGAAUAGGUGAAUUUGAUCGUCAAUGAGAGAAAUCGCAAUUAUAUCUACUUGAUGCUAUUACAUAACUUUGUAAAUGCAGCCGAGGGUAUUUGGGGCGACAGAUCUGUUACCAAAAUUUAUCUAUAGUUGACAUGUUCACGUAUUAUUAAUCAACUACGUAUGUGAGGUGCAAUUAAAUUUCAAUUCAGAGUUAGAUUUGGAUGUUUGGCAGUCUAGAGAUAAUUAAAUCACUUUUAACCAUUUUUUGAUGGAUAUCUGGGUGUGUGUAUAGAUUUUCACAAAAAUCGAUCGUGCAGCUUCUGAGCUAUUAACAUGAAUUAUUUACUUUUUUUCG
Molecule: messenger RNA, 3762 nt
Organism: Neodiprion virginianus
Lineage: Eukaryota; Metazoa; Arthropoda; Insecta; Hymenoptera; Diprionidae
Exons: 3
Coding region: 114-920 (268 amino acids)
Biological process (GO): protein insertion into mitochondrial inner membrane from matrix; inner mitochondrial membrane organization
Cellular component (GO): mitochondrial inner membrane
Molecular function (GO): ribosome binding
Source: RefSeq, a predicted model, not a curated record